Messenger RNA from Sinocyclocheilus rhinocerous, 942 nucleotides. RefSeq names its product fucolectin-7-like. NCBI's taxonomy places the organism in Eukaryota, Metazoa, Chordata, Actinopteri, Cypriniformes, Cyprinidae. The record is from RefSeq and is a predicted model, not a curated record. The coding region runs from base 1 to 942 and encodes 313 amino acids. The transcript is spliced from 8 exons.
AUGGCGCACCAAGAGACCAACCCGUGGCAUAAAGUGGAUCUGCUGAAUGAAUACCAAGUGAAAAAUGUGGCCAUCACUAACAGAGAUGACCUCGCCACUUAUCAGAGGAUAAACGGGGCGGUUCUUCGUGUCGGGAACUUCCGUGACGACAUUUACAGAAACACAAUAUGUGCCGAAAUUCCUACUAUUCCUUCUGGAGUCACAGAAACCUACUCAUGUGGAAUGGUGGGACGUUACGUGAUUCUUCACAUUCCUGGAGCUCAAAGGAUCCUUAGUAUUUGUGAGCUUGAUGUCAACGGGCAGUUGAUAGGAAAUUUGGCCUCAAAUGGAAGCACUACACAGUCAUCAACAUCUGGGGACUGGUUUGCUGAAAAGGCCAUUGAUGGUAAUCGGGGUCUUCAUGGGUUACGUAAAGGAGGCUGCUCCUCAACCCUUGCUGAGACUAACCCAUGGUGGAGGCUGGAUCUGAGUAACGUGUACAAUGUUAGUAGAGUGGUGGUCACCAACAGAAACGACUGUUGUGUAGAACAAAUAAACGGAGCGGAGAUUCGCAUCGGAAACUCUUUGGAGAACAACGGCAACAACAAUCCCAGAUGUGCUGUUAUUCCUGCUAUUCCAGGAGGCUCUUACAGCUACUCAUGCGGUGGGAUGGAGGGACGUUACGUGAAUCUUAUCAUUCCUGGAGUCAUGAAGAUACUCACUCUGUGUGAGGUGGAGGUUUUUGGAGAAGGUCCUGUUUUAAAAAGAUCAAUUUUAAAGAUGAUGUUGAACUCCAAAGCUGAUCUGACUGACCAGACAAUGAGAGAAAUCAUUCUGGAAAAGUUGGCAUCUGCUCUGGCUGACAGAGGAUUCACAAACGUGACACUGAGUUGGUUUCAAACCCCUGAACGGGUGAUUCAGAAGGUGAACGCUCCUAAACGCGGAGAGCCAACAGUCUGCUAG